ACAACCCUCUAAUUCGGAUCGGGUCGUCCCGUCCGGCAACAGCCGCCGUUGGCGGCCUGCCGCCAUCCUCGCUACCUGAAUCCGCAAUCCCCAUUCACCCUCCAUCCAGCGGUUUGCCUCCCUUCGAGCGGAGAGGAGCGGAGCGAGCAGCUGCGAGGUUUGAUUUCACAUCGGGAGCCUGAGCAUGACAACGGUCCGUAGCUGUUUGGCAUGCGAUCUGACUGAUAUGGUUGCACAAAGCUAAAUUUCAAUUCGACCGUCACGUCUCGACCACACGGUCGAUCUGAUCACCAGGCACCAGCUGCCCACCCACCUGCACAUGGUAGUGCCCGCUGGUCCUUUAUCUCUUCAGCAAGCAAAAAAGAACUCCCGUUCUCUUCUCCCUCUCCGUCAGCCCCACUGGAGCGGCGGCCCGAUGGAUGGGAGAGCGCGGCCAUGCGGGUCGACUCCGCUCCGGAUCAGCAACAUGUGGCACAGCGUGGCGAGCGGCGAGCUCCCGUCGGGAGUCAGUUGCGCGAGGAGCGAGCUCCCCGUGGAAGGUCCCCGUCGGGAGCCGGCGGCGACAGCACCAAGCUACCCGUCAGGAGCCAGCGGCACAAGGGCGAGCUCCCCAUCGGGAGCGGCCCAACCUGUGCGAGAGCCGGCCUGGGGCAACGCGUCGGUUCGGACCGUUUGUCGGAGAUCGACUUCCUCACAGGCGAUCGUAAACUUGCGGUGACCAUGGUAGGCGAGAUAGCAAACAUGGAGUGCGACUCUGUUUGGUGUUGUACUGCUGUACCAACUCCGGCGAUGAGCCGGUGCCCGGUGAUCGACCAUGGCUGCUUCGAGUUGCUGCUGCGGCAUGGCAAGCGAGGUAGGAGGAGGUGCAGCGAACGGCGUCAGUGGGGCACGGGCGGGUGGCCGAGAUUCAGGGUGAGCCGCAUGGAUUGACCUGGUGUGCAUGCCGCCUCACGCCGGCCAGUGCAGGGGAAGCCGUGAGCCCACUCGUGAUGGUAGCUUUUUCAGGAAUUCCGAGUUGAGCAUCAAUGUGGCAGUAAGCAGAGUUUCAAAUAGAACUAGGGAGUUGUUGUUGGCUGGUCUCACAAAAUGCUGCAACUGAUUGAAUGACAUCUCAAAAAUGAGUCCCAGUGCAAGCACAGCAACUGAACAAAUUCCUGAAAACUGCCUACCCUCACAGAUUGAGAAAACACAGCUACAGAGUGCCUUUUUUCUAACCAGAAUUUGAAAAUUUGUGUGGGAAAUUAGCUCGUGUAAUUUAGGCUGAAACUGCUUGGUUGGGGAGCUGGAAUAAUUCACUUAUUUUGUUGCUGGAAUUUCAU
Messenger RNA from Setaria italica (foxtail millet), 1319 nucleotides. RefSeq lists its product as uncharacterized. The transcript is spliced from 3 exons. NCBI's taxonomy places the organism in Eukaryota, Viridiplantae, Streptophyta, Magnoliopsida, Poales, Poaceae. The record is from RefSeq and is a predicted model, not a curated record. Bases 436 to 930 code for a protein of 164 amino acids.